This is a messenger RNA of Lates calcarifer (barramundi perch), 957 nucleotides long. It is a transcript of the gene tmem220, whose product is annotated as transmembrane protein 220. Bases 229 to 744 code for a protein of 171 amino acids. The transcript is spliced from 6 exons. The record is from RefSeq and is a predicted model, not a curated record. Lineage: Eukaryota; Metazoa; Chordata; Actinopteri; Centropomidae.
AUCCGCCUGUAAUGGUGGUCUGUGGUUCACUGGAGUGUGAAUCUCUCAGGAAAUUAAAUAAUUUUAAAUCCUACUUUACAUCCAAAAAGUGCACCUUAUUGUUAGUAGCUGAAAUCAAACAAACCCUCACUCUUUCAGUGGGCUAAGGGUCAGUGGUGGGGGAGUCAGUGCGUCUGCUUUCUGACGUCUUUACGUCCCGCAUACCCGGGCGGGGACGUGGAAGCAACAAUGGGAGAAGUUAGUAAAGCGCAGAACUCCAGGACAUGGCUCUCUGUGAUUUGGCAAAUCUGCAACGUUUUCAUGUCGUUAUUCUUCGCUCUUGCCACAUAUGUACAGAUCAAUGACCCAGACGCAGGGCUGUGGAUGGCUGGGUAUGGGGUUCCUGCGGUGCUGUGUGCAUUUAUUGGCUUGAAACCGCACGUGACAGAGACUUUACCCUGGAGGCGAGUGUCUGACCUCCAUGUGAUGAUCUCCUCUGCUGUUGUCGCCAUGUUGGGAUGGACUCUUUAUAAAGAGCGGGUCACACAGAUCUUCCAGCAGGAGGAGGGCAGAGAAUUUUCUGGUCUCAUGUUGACGCUUGUUUGGCUUCUCCUGUGUCGCCACUCUGGAAGGGCUCCGGUCGGGAUGCUCAGAGUCUCCACAGCCGUCGCCAUCACCGUCUUUCCCUUCGUUUCCUGGCUGUAUUAUUACGUCAAUAAGGAGCUGAGAUCAAACUGGCCUUCACACUGUAAAACUGCUAUUUAGACAGAAUUUUCAGCUGAUUAAAUGUUAAUGUUGUAAUGACUGAAAAUCCUGGAUCAAGUCUGCUGCUUACUUAAACAUUUUGUAUAAUCUUUAUACAUAAAUGGAUGUUUAAUGGAUGUUAUUGAUUUUUACAUUUACUCUGAUAUUUCUCUUUCAAAUGAAGUGAACUGUGUAAAUAUAAUAAUAAAUUAAAAAAAGUGAAUCAAGCUCGAA